Prorocentrum cordatum is the source of this 1014-nucleotide messenger RNA. Lineage: Eukaryota; Dinophyceae; Prorocentrales; Prorocentraceae. The record is from the annotation of a GenBank genome assembly.
UUCGACGUGGCCAUAGACGACACUGAUGACGCCGAGUCACAGGAGCAUAGUAGAUAUGGAGCGGACUCGACCACGGAUGGUGGGACUGGCUGGCAUCUCAAUUGCGACGUACCUGGUGAAGGAGUCCGUCUCGAGACGGUCCCGAAGCUCCCGUUGCUUGGGGGCUUCGACGGCGUCCUGAAGGAAAAUCAGGGUGCAUUCCACAAGGUGGGGCAAGCGCGAGCUCAGCGUCUCUCCCUCUGGCGCCUGAGCUCUAACCAAGUGGUGAAGGUCAUCGGCGGAGACGGCGUCUUCGAUGGGGGCUCUGUGAGCGACCAGAAGGUGCUGCUCGGUGGUCAGCAGCAGGGCAGCGAGACGGUGGACGACGGCGACGGCAUCUUCGGCGGUGGCCACGCGGGCGACCUGAAGGCGACGUUCGACCAGGACGACAUGCAGUGCGAGAGCGUCGCAGACCAAAAAUUCGUGUUCUGGGGGGCGCUCUGCCGGAACACGGUUGGCGACGACGCUGUGUUUGUCGGAACGCAGCGCGGGCGCACCGCGGACGGGGGCGACGACGUCGACAGGCUGCUGGACAGGUCGCUCGGCAUCUGGAGGCGGGAGGUCGUGGCCCCCUACCGCGGCGGCUGCGACCUCGGCGCGCGGCACGGCGACGGUUUCUUUGAUGGUGGCCUGGAGGGUGUCCCUCAAAGCGCAGACGAUGGCAUCUUCGGCGCCGGCCUCGCGGGCGACCUGCGGGGCUCAGGGAAGAAGGAGAUGAGGUUGAGGAGGACGAGCCUGCUAAAGCUGGCGCGGAAGCUCAGCGACGGCAUCAUCAAGGGGAACGACACGAUCGCGAGUGGCUCUGUGGGCGACCAGAAGGUGUCGGUCGUCGCCCUUGACGGGGAGAGGGCGUCGCAGCUGCUCUCCGCGCAGCUCGUGCGCGGCGAGCUCUCGAAGCAGGACCUGGCGCAGCAGGUCGCGGAGGCAGGCGUGGACUCCGCCGCCUUCAUCGCCUGGCUGGAGCGGCAGUCGUCG